This is a messenger RNA of Heterostelium album PN500, 2478 nucleotides long. RefSeq names its product casein kinase II subunit alpha/alpha'. NCBI's taxonomy places the organism in Eukaryota, Evosea, Eumycetozoa, Acytosteliales, Acytosteliaceae. Gene Ontology annotation, cellular component: protein kinase CK2 complex; nucleus; cytosol. Gene Ontology annotation, biological process: protein phosphorylation. Bases 1 to 2478 code for a protein of 825 amino acids. The transcript is spliced from 14 exons. The record is from RefSeq and is a predicted model, not a curated record. Gene Ontology annotation, molecular function: protein serine/threonine kinase activity; ATP binding.
AUGAAGAUUGAUAAUAUUGAUAAUAAUGAAGAUUCUAUAAAAUCAGAAGAAAACAUCAACAACAAUAAUGUAACAGUAGAAGAACAUGAGAAUAAUGAUAACGUAGAAAAUGAAGAUAAUGAAGAAUCAGAGAUAUAUCUACAAGGAAAAGAUUUAAUUCAGAAAUCAAAAGAUAUGUUAAAGGAUAUUAAAGCAUUGGAAAGUGGAAAAGACCUAUUCAAAGAGGGUAAUGCACUGGUAGAUGCAAUUGUCAAGCGUGAAGAAGCAAGAAAACUAAUGGAAAAGGGACUGGAAUUGGUAUCACAAGUGAAACAAGAUAAGGAUGCACGUGCUCUACUCGACCAAUCAAAAGAGUUACUCGAAUUCUUUUCGAAUGAAGAAAGAGUUAAAAGUGUAUUAUCAGAGGGUAAACAAUUAUUAGAAGAUAUUAAAUCAAAAGAUAAAACAGUGACAAGAGAACAAAUUGAAUCGCUCUUUAAACAGGGUGGUUCAAUUUUGAAGGAUUUCAAAGAUAGUGAACAGAGUUCGUUCGAGGAAGUGCAAUCGUUGAUUGGCGAUGGCAAGAGUGUCCUCAUUGACUUCUUGACCGAUGAGAACAAGCACUUCUCUCGUGACUCUCCAGAGUUACUCAGCCUGUUGGAGCGUGGUGGUAAACUUGCAUCCAACGUAACAGAGACACUGAAAUCCAACAAGAUAGUCGGAGAACUCACAGAGAAAGAAGACUUUAAGAACAUCUUGGGCAAGGGUAAAAAAUUCGUAUCCGAAGUUAGAUCGAAACAACAGCUAAUAGAUUUCCUUAAACAAAACAAAGACUUCAUUAAAGAGAUUAAAAAUACUAUUAUACCAUUCAUCACAGAUCAGCUUCUAAAAGUACAGAUUCCAGUUGUAAAUGGUGUCACCAAGGGAUUUUGGUAUGAACUGUCAGGUCUUGUUUUCGCUGGUUUGAGAAUUGCUCCCGAGAAUGUAAAUGUAGAUUUCAAUGAAGUAAAUAAGAGUAUAACUGUUUCUGUAGACGAAUACACCGAACAUCAAGAUAACAGAGAUCAAAUUUAUAUUGGAGCACUUGCAGGUCGUCGUUGGCAAGGGCAAAGCCAAGUGGCUCUACAACUACCUGAUAUCAAAGUUCUCAGAGACCAUAAAGUCGACCGUGGAAACCAAGAUCAAGAAUACCAUCACCACACAUCUCAACACUCUGACGACCAAGAUCAACUCGAUCAUCGAAGAAAAACAAAGAACAAUAAGGAGAUUGACGGCGGCGAUGAUGAUGGUGCCGAAGCAGAGAUUCAAGUCACCAUAACUGAAGAAGAAGAAGAAGAAACAAUAACAUCUACAACAACAACUACUACUACAUCAGGUGGUGCAACCAUCAAAGAGAUUGAUACCACCACCACCGAAGAGGAAACAACACAAACCUCCCUGAUCGUUGCAAAUGAGACUUCAGAAGUCGCAAGUGAAUUUUCAUAUAAUAUCAAAUCAAAUCAUAUUGUUUGUUGUUGUUUCUAUUUAGCUAUCUCUACCCUACUCAACUAUACCGAGAUUAGAUACCAAUCACUGGCCACCAGGAAACUAAAGAAUAUAGCUAGAGUCUAUCAUCAUAUCAAUGAGAAUCAACCAAGCGAAUAUUAUGAUUAUGAAAAUUUUAUGUUAUCUUGGAGUGCACCAGAUAAAUAUGAAUUGAUAAACAAAGUUGGUAGAGCCAGUGCAGAAGCAAAAGAUUCAGAGAGAAAUCAAGAUUUUAGAGAACUUAAAGGGUGGACCGAAUAUUAUACCACUGCUAGAUACAAUCAGAGACCCACUGACAAGAACAAAGAGUUUAGUUUUUCCUUUUUAAACUAUUUGAAUGACCGUGAUUUAAGAUAUUAUAUGUUUGAAUUAUUAAAGGCAAUUGAAUUCACUCAUUCAAAAGGUAUAAUGCACAGAGAUAUAAAGCCACAUAAUAUAGCAAUCGAUCAUUCUAAACGUAAAUUAUAUCUAUUGGAUUGGGGUUUGGCAGAGUUUUAUCAUCCCUAUAAGAACUACAAUGUUAAAGUUGCAUCCAGACACUACAAACCACCAGAACUACUAGUAAAUAUGUACGACUAUGAUUAUUCAAUCGAUAUGUGGAGUCUAGGUUGUUUGUUUGCCGGUCUCAUUCUCAACAGAGAUCCAUUUUUCAAUGGUGAGAACAACGAUGACCAACUUGUAAAGAUUGUAAAAGUAUUAGGAACAGACGAUUUCUAUAAAUAUUUAGAUAAAUAUGGUUUGGAUCUAAGUCCGCAUUUAAAAGAUUUAAUUAAACCAUCUGUAAAAAAAGAUUUCCAAAGAUACAUUCCAUUUGCAAACGAUGACAUUGCUCACCCAACUGCAAUUGACUUUUUAGAUAAACUACUGAGGUAUGAUCCUCAGGAAAGAAUGACUGCUCAAGAGGCUAUGAAUCAUCCUUACUUUUCUGAACUUAAUGGUAAUAGAGAAUCUUCUUCUCUUUCCACGAACCAAUAA